CGCGCCGCGGAGGAUGCUCGGGCCGUGAGCCCGCAGCCGGCAGCCCCGGCGCGGCGCAGCCAUGGGCAAGGACCAGGAGCUGGUGCAGGCGGUGAAGGCGGAGGACAUCGCGGCCGUGCAGAAGCUGCUGCAGAGGCCCAAGCCCGGCAAAGCCAAGCUCCUCGGAUCAGCCAAGAGAGUCAAUGUCAACUUCCAGGACACGGACGGGUUCUCAGCUCUGCACCAUGCGGCACUCAACGGCAACAUGGAGCUCAUCUCGCUGCUGCUGGAGGCACAGGCUGCCGUGGACAUCAAGGACAACAAAGGCAUGAGGCCCCUGCACUACGCAGCCUGGCAGGGCAAGAAGGAGCCCAUGAAGAUGGUGCUGAAGGCAGGCUCCUCUGUGAACAUCCCAUCAGACGAGGGCCAGAUCCCCCUGCACCUGGCGGCACAGCACGGGCACUACGACGUGUCGGAGAUGCUCCUGCAGCACCAGUCCAACCCCUGCAUCAUGGACAACUCGGGCAAGACGCCCCUGGACCUGGCAUGCGAGUUUGGCCGGGUCGGGGUGGUCCAACUGCUCCUGAACAGCAACAUGUGCGCGGCGCUGCUGGAGCCCAAACCGGGGGACACCACCGACCCCAACGGCACCAGCCCGCUGCACCUGGCCGCCAAGAACGGCCACAUCGACAUCAUCCGGCUCCUGCUGCAGGCUGGCAUCGACAUCAACCGGCAGACCAAGGCGGGCACGGCGCUGCACGAGGCCGCGCUCUGCGGCAAAACGGACGUGGUGCGGCUGCUGCUGGAUAGCGGGAUCAACGCCCACGUCAGGAACACCUACAACCAGACGGCUCUGGACAUCGUCAACCAGUUCACCACCAGCCAGGCCAGCAAGGAGAUCAAGCAGAUGCUGCGGGACGCCUCCGCAGCCCUGCAGGUCCGGGCCGUCAAGGAUUACUGCAACAACUACGACCUGACCAGCCUGAACGUGAAAGCCGGGGACGUCAUCACCGUGCUGGAGCAGCACGCGGACGGGCGAUGGAAGGGCUGCAUCCACGACAACCGCACCGGCAACGACCGCGUGGGAUACUUCCCCUCCAGCCUGGUGGAGGCCAUAAGCAAACGAACAGGUUCAUGGGAGACUGUAACAAUCCCCCAACACUUCCAAAAGAUCUCGCUCCCGGCUUACGGGGCUGCUGUGCUAAACGGUGACGCCUCGUCCCAUCCGUUCCAUUCCCUGCCUCCACCUCCACCUCCACCACCACAUUCCCAUCAGACUCUUUUCAGUUCCUUUGGCUAUCACAGGCUCUCCCCUAGCAGUGCCGACGAGCCGCGUUACGGACAAGGGUCCCGCGGGGCCGACAUGAGCCCGUCCCACCUGUCCCCGUCGCAGGGCGGAUCGGCCACGGCAGCGCCCGCCGAGGAGAUCUGGGUGCUGCGGAAACCCUUCGCAGGUGGUGACCGCAGCAGCCUGGGCAGCACGGGCAGCGUGGCCUCGGCGCGCAGCUCGGGGAGCGGGCAGAGCGCGGGCAGCGGGGCGCACGCCCUGCACGCCGGCUCCGAGGGCGUCAAGCUGCUGGCAACCGUCCUUUCCCAGAAGGCUUCUGCGCAAGAGUGUGCCGUGGGCGAUGGGCCGGCCAAGGCGCAGGACAUCCCCGCAGGUUCGUCGCGGUCGCAGAGCGUGGCCAGCUCCCCCUACGCCCCCCAGCCCCCCGCCGAGCCCCAGCUGAAGAAAAUGGAGCCUCCAUCAGAGGGGAAGAGCUCGGAGGCCGUGUACCAGUGGCUCUGCAAGUUCCAGCUGCAGCUCUACGCUCCCAACUUCAUCAACGCCGGCUACGACAUCACCACCAUCAGCAGGAUGACGCCGGAGGACCUCACGGCCAUCGGGGUCACCAAGCCGGGCCACAGGAAGAAGAUCGCCUCCGAGAUCAACAACCUCAGCAUCCCCGAGUGGCUGCCCGAGUACAAACCGGCCAACCUGGCGCUGUGGCUCUCCAUGAUCGGCCUGUCCCAGUACUACAAGGUGCUGGUGGAGAACGGCUACGAGAACAUCGACUUCAUCACCGACAUCACCUGGGAGGACCUGCAGGAGAUCGGCAUCACCAAGCUGGGCCACCAGAAGAAGCUGAUGCUGGCGGUGAAGAAGCUGGCGGAGCUGCAGCGCGCCGAGCUGGGCAAGUACGAGCCGGGCACGCUGAAGAGGAAGGCGUCGGGGCCGAGCCCAGAGGUGCUGGCCAUCGAGUCCCCGCCGCCGGAGCCGCCCGAGUGCCAGUCGCCCAAGAUGACCACGUUCCAGGACAGCGAGCUCAGCAGCGAGCUGCAGGUGGCCAUAACGGGCGAAGGCCCCGAGGAGCCCCCCGAGAAGGCGCCGAACCCCGCGGGCCCCGCUUACCGCUCGCCGCCGGGGCUGGGCGGCCGCGCCCGGGGGAUGAGCAGCUCGCAGGAGCUGCUGGGGGACGGCCCGCGGGGCCCGCCCGCCGCCGCCAUCUCCAAGAGCCAGGAGUACCUGGCGGAGGGGGCCGGGGAGAGCCCCCCCGCGCCGGCCAAGGAGAGCCGCCCGCCCCGGCACGGGCACCCCGUGAAGCGCGCCAGCGUGCCCCCGGUGCCCGGCAAGCCCCGGCAGCCCUUCCCCGCCUCUGCCGGGCAGCUGACGCCGCCGCAGACCCCCGGCAAGGCGCGGCCCUCGUCCCCGCAAGGCCCGGCGGCCCCGCACGCCACGGCCAAGGUGAAGCCCACCCCGCAGCUGCUGCCGCCCGGCGAGCGCCCGGCCUCGCCCCGCUCCCUGCCCCAGUCGCCCACGCACCGCGGCUUCGCCUACGUCCUGCCGCAGCCCGCCGAGGGCGAGGCGGCGCCGCCGGGGGUGCCCGUGCUGCCCGUCUCGGUGCCCGUGCUUUGCCUGCCGCCCGCGGGCGAGGGCGAGGAGGAGCCGGGCAGGCCGAAGAAGCGGGCGCACAGCCUGAACCGCUACGCCGCCUCGGACAGCGAGCAGGAGCGGGACGAGCUGCUGGUGCCGGACGCGGGGCCCUACGCCACCGUGCAGCGCCGCGUGGGCCGCAGCCACUCGGUGCGGGCCCCCGCCGGCGGCGACAAGAACGUCAACCGCAGCCAGUCCUUCGCCGUCCGGCCCAAGAAGAAGGGACCCCCGCCGCCCCCUCCCAAGCGCUCCAGCUCCGCCAUCUCCAGCGCCGGCAUGGCCGAGGACUUCCCCAAGGAGGGUGAGGGCGAGGCGGCCGUGGGAGCCCCGAGCGCCGAGGGCGAGGGCCGCCGGGAGCAGCGGCGGGCGAGCGACCUGGGCGGCAGCGUGGACACGGGCAGCGCCGGCAGCGUGCGCAGCAUCGCGGCCAUGCUGGAGAUGUCGUCCAUCGGCGGCGGGGCCCGCGCCCUGGCGCUGCAGAAACCGCACGUGGCAGCCGGGCCGGGGCCGGCGCCGGCCAAGGCGCCCGAGGGUUACUACCUACAGCCCGGGCCGCCGCCGGGCAGCCCCGACCGCGCCCGCGUGGCCACCGUGCUGGCCACCGUCAAGCACAAGGAGGCCAUCGGGCUGGACGGGGAGGUGGUGAACCGGCGCCGGACCAUCAGCGGCCCCGUCACCGGGCUGGUGGCAGCCGCCCGCCGAGAGCGCGCCGACAGCGUGCGGUCGGAGGCGGCCGCCGACGGCCCCGGCGAGCGGCUGCGGGUGGAACGCGGCGGCUCCCCCGACGGCAUCCCCUUCGCCGAGGACGGCACCCUCACCAUCAAGCAGCGGCCGCGGCCCCUGGGGCCGGCCCGCGGGGAGACGGGCGAGGGGCUGUCCCCGGCCCACCGCCACGGGGACCUGGCCAAGGUGGAGGCCAGCGCCACGCUCAAGCGGCGGAUCCGGGCCAGGCAGAGCCAGCAGGACGGCGUCCGCUUCGUCCUCACCGAGUCCGACACCGUCAAGCGCCGGCCCAAAGCCAAGGACAAGGAGCCGGCGCUGGAGCCGACCACGCUCGCCGUGUACCAGAACGGCACCGGCACCGUGAAGCGGCGGCCGGCCUCGGAGCUGAGCGGGGCCGAGCCGCCGCCCACCCCGCCGCCCGCCGCCCGCCCCGACGGCCCCGAGUUCGCCCCGCCGCCCGCCGAGCCCAAGAAGCCCUUCAAACCGCCGGUGUCUCCCAAGCCCGUGCUGACGCAGCCGCCGCAGAAGAUGCCCGGCCCGCCCGUGCCCGUCCCCAAAAAGGUGCCCAUCCCGAGCCCCGGCAGCCCAGAGGUGAAGCGGGUCCAUGGCACGCCGCCCCCCGUGUCCCCCAAGCCCACGCCGCCCCCCACGGCGCCCAAGCCCCCCAAGCCCCACGCCGCCAUCCAGUCGGUGAGCGCCAGCUCCACGCCGGCGCCGUCGCCGGCCCGGCAGCUGAGCCCCGCGGGCAAGCCCUCGAGCACGCCGCCCUCGCUCUGCUCCAGCCCCGCCAAGCCCCUGUCGCCCGGCGCGCAGCCCCAGCAGGUGCCCGUGAAGCCGCCCCGCUCCACCAUCGCCAGCCCGUCCGUGGACAGCGGCGGCCCUGAGCUGGCGCAGCAGAAGCUGGAGGAGACGAGCGCGUCCCUGGCGGCCGCGCUGCAGGCCGUGGAGGAGAAGAUCAAGCAGGAGGACAGUCAGGCGGCAGACUCGGCCGUGGAGUCGAAGAGCACCGUGAGCAUCCUGGACGACAUCGGCAGCAUGUUCGACGACCUGGCGGACCAGCUGGAUGCCAUGCUGGAGUGAGUGAGGGGCGCCAGGGCCCCGAGAACCUCAGGGCUUACGUGGGCACAAGGGCACAACGAUCCACGACCCCCCGGCCCCGCCGCCCUCCCCCCGUCCCCUUUGUACAGCCGUCCCCUCCCGGACAUCCCGUCCCUCGGGGUUUGCACAAAGAAGAAGAUACCUCAGGAUUGUGCUCACGGACUCGGCGCCGGCUCCGGCAGGACUCCCUUUUGCAGAAGCAAAAAACAAACGAACAAAAACCACAGAAAUAAAACCCGACAGAAGAAACAAAGCAACACAAAGCUCCGCACCGGGGCUCGGGGGGCUCGGGGCUGACCCUGGCAGCCGUGGUGCCGCGGGUCACCGCCGCCCGAAUGUAGCACAAGCCCUGCCCGGUGGCUCUGCCAGCCGCGUGUCACCGACGGCGUUUGCUGGUGGCGGGGCCGGGCGGGCAAAUGCACUUGGGUUUCUUUGCUCCGUUUUUAAUUUUGAUUUUUAAACUUUGUUUUCUUUCUCGGUCGGCGUUGGCGGGGGCGGGCAAGGCUGGCGGUGGCCCUGGGGGCAGCGGGACGUGCCCCUGCCCGGCCCCUCCCCGCCUGGGGACAGGACGGUGAUAAGCUAUUAAAAAAAAAAAAAAGUAUUAAUUUAUUGGAGGGGAAAAAAAAAUAAAAAAAAAAAAGGAUAUAAAGCAGAUUUCCCCCAACCCCAAAAUAAUAAAAAAGAAAUAAACUUUAACAAAUAUAUAUUUAAAAGAUUUAAAAAUAUUAGCAAUUAUAUAUAAAGCAGUUUAAAAGAAAUCAAGAGAAAACUGGAUUUUAGCUUGAGAAAAACUAUUAGAUUAUACUAAGCUGUGUGUCUUGUGGCAAACUCAUUCUAAGAGUAGCACAAUAUUUACCUUUUCUCUGGGUGGAAGGUACGUGCGAGCGGUUCUGGUCGGGUUUUCCGUUGGGAUUCAGUGUCGCGUCUUUCUUUUUCCACCGUUACGAACUCAAAGGAUGUGCCUUGUUUUAUGGAGGUUUUUGUUAAUUCUUACACCGGAGGUGUUUCAUUUCCUUUGGAGUUGUCUUCAGGGUUUGGUUCGGUUUCUUUUCCUCGCUUUUGCUGUCGGUCUGUGUCUGGGUGCGUGUGGGUGUGCGUGGGUGUGCACGCGGGGUGCGUGUGCCCGGCGCGUCCCGCGGGAUGCGCCGCUGUAUAUUCCUGUACAAACUGGAGUUGGAGUCUGGUUCAGUCGCUUGAGUCCUGAUGAAUGCAUUUUUUGCUUGUGGUUUCCAAACAGAAGUGUUGCUGUUCCUUUCUUUCUCUCGAGACGUGGAGUGGUCUCUCCCUCCUUCCCUCUCCCCCCCUGCCCUGUCUCCCCCCGUCUCUCCUGUUGUGGUCGCUGAUCCAGAUGUGUUUGGCACAACUUUGAAAUUUCUUUUGAAAAAAACAAAAAACCAACAAAACACAAAAAAAAAAAGACUUUAAAAAUAAUUUAAAAAAAUAAAUAAAUCACCCGCCUGAAAAUAUCUGUUGAAAAGAAAAAAAAAUAUGUAUCUAAAAAAAAAUCCAUAAAGUUCUACAUGAUGGAUAUAUACAUAUAUAUAUUUUUUAUGAUUAAGUUAUGGACUCUGUAUCGUAUCCCAUCUGUCCAGCUCUGCAUCUUGGUGCUGCUCCCUGCUCUUCUGUGCUUAGAUUUCACCUCUACUCGUCUUUAUUCUUCCUAUUCUGAAUUGUAGAUGGCUCGUGGUGCUGUGAAGACGUUUGCUCCUAUACCAAGUCUGGCAACAAAUAUUUAAACAAAAAUAAAAAAAUAAAACCCCUGCCGGGCUGCCACCACUGUUUGUGUCCCCAAGCCUUCCUGAGUCCUCGUGGCGUGCUGGGUGUUUGUGCUGCACAGUCUGAGGGCACCCCUGGGUGUCUCUGUGGGGUGCUGGGGCCUGGCUGGGAGCUGUUCCCUG
Melospiza georgiana is the source of this 6612-nucleotide messenger RNA. It is a transcript of the gene CASKIN1, whose product is annotated as CASK interacting protein 1. The transcript has 21 exons. The record is from RefSeq and is a predicted model, not a curated record. Bases 62 to 4696 code for a protein of 1544 amino acids. Gene Ontology annotation, molecular function: protein binding. Lineage: Eukaryota; Metazoa; Chordata; Aves; Passeriformes; Passerellidae.